AUGCCAGCGCGGUCCUGGUCGUCGACGCUCAAGCUCCCCAAGUCGACUUUUCCCCCGCGGGUGUCACCGGCCGACCAAGCAAAAUACCUCAAGCGAUGCACCGAUGACCUCUACGCCUGGCAGCGCCGCGAACGACCAACCCAACACCCCUUCGUGCUGCACGAUGGCCCGCCAUACGCGAAUGGAGAAUUGCACAUUGGGCACGCGCUGAAUAAGGUCUUGAAGGACAUAAUUUGCAGAGUUCAAUUGGGGCUGGGAAAGCGGGUGCGCUACGUACCGGGCUGGGACUGCCAUGGACUUCCCAUUGAGCUGAAGGCGCUACAAGGCUUGCGCGAGUUGGGGAUCGGAGAUGGCUCAGUCAGCGCUGCAGUCAUUCGUAAAGCUGCGCGGCAACUGGCGGCGAAGACGGUGACGGAGCAGAUGAAAGGGUUCCGCGGGUUUGCGGUCAUGGCGGACUGGGACAAACACUGGAAGACGAUGGACAAGCAAUUCGAGAUGCGACAGCUCGGCAUUUUCCGAGAGAUGGUCGAUCGGGGGUUGAUCUACCGAAAGUUCAAGCCGGUCUACUGGUCACCUUCCACUGGGACGGCACUGGCAGAGGCAGAGCUGGAGUAUAAAGACGACCAUAUCUCGACCGCGGCCCUGGUCAAGUUUCCUCUCGUUACGGUCCCGACACACUUGGCCACCAACCCUCUGAUUCAAGGGAAAGAUUUGAGUGCCGUGAUCUGGACUACAACGCCCUGGACCCUGCCGGCCAAUGCGGCCAUUGCGGUCAGCGAGUCGUUGGAGUACACCAUAGUCCAGUCGGAGACCCACGGUCACCUUCUCGUGGCUCAGUCCCGAUUCGAGUACCUCCAAACAAUGUUGAAAGAGGAUCUCUCGAUCGUUGUCCCAUCCAUUCUCGGGUCUGAGUUGGCAGAGAAGACCACGUAUCGGCCACUCUUCAAGAGCCCAGAAGCCGACCCACAGCCUAUCAUCGCGGCGGACUUUGUCACGGCUGACUCUGGUUCCGGUCUUGUUCAUUGCGCUCCGGGUCACGGUAUGGAAGACUACGAGGCGUGUCUUGCACGCGGCAUUCCCGUGUUUGCUCCUGUCAACGACGAAGGACGAUUUACGGAGAAAGCGAUGCCCCAUGACCCCACGAGAUUGGCAGGCAAGGCUGUCUUGGGAGAAGGCAAUGACGCGGUUGUGGAGUAUGCCGAGUCACGCGGUCAACUACUUGCUAAACACCGGUACGAACACAAGUAUCCGUACGACUGGCGUUCCAAACUCCCGAUCAUCAUUCGGGCCACGGAGCAGUGGUUCGCAGACGUGGCCGACAUUCGGGGCAGUGCGCUCCGAGCGCUGGAGGAUGUUCACUUUGUUCCCGAAGCCGGCAAGCAUCGUCUGGAGAACUUUGUGAAGAACCGAAAUGAAUGGUGCAUCUCACGUCAACGCGCGUGGGGUGUCCCGAUCCCAGCAAUUUAUCACCGGACCACGGGCGAGGCCGUCUUGACGAAAGACAGCGUGUCACACAUCAUGGCCAUCAUUGAAGAGCGUGGGAUUGAUGCCUGGUGGACGGAUAGUGUUGACGAUUCGGCCUGGAUCCCGCCGUCCCUACGCGAUGAGUCUGGGGCGGGCUACCGUCGCGGAACAGACACUAUGGACGUUUGGUUUGAUAGCGGUACCAGUUGGACGAGCGAAGAUAUGACUGGACGAGACCAUCCGGCCGAUGUGUAUUUGGAGGGAACUGACCAGCAUCGAGGUUGGUUCCAAUCCGGGCUCCUCACUUUCAUUGCACACCAACUUGCCUCUGGUCAGUCAUCGACUCCUCGAGCGCCUUUUAAGCAUCUCAUAACGCACGGCUUUACACUCGACGAGGAUGGUCGCAAGAUGAGCAAGUCGAUCGGGAACGUUAUUGCCCCACAGUCCAUCAUGGACGGCACGCUCUUGCCGCCCCUCAAGCCACGCAAGGGGAAGAAGAAGACAGAGAAGAAGACAGAGAAUCAAGGGCCCGAGUACGACGCACUCGGUCCCGACGCCCUUCGUAUGUGGGUGGCGAGCAGCGACUACACGCGCGACGUGGUGAUUGGAAAGCAGGUGCUCCAAACCGUCAACACCAGCCUUCACAAGUUCCGCGUGACCUUCAAACUGCUGCUGGGUGCGCUCGCUGAUUUCCGGCAAGACUACCGGGUACGGUAUGAGCAGUUGCAACAAGUAGACCGGAUUGCCCUAAUGCAUCUUUCGCAAAUGGUCUUGGCCUCGCGAGCGGCGUGUGAGAACUUCGAGUUCUACAAGGCCGUCAACGUGAUGAACCGAUGGGCCAACCUCGAAUUCUCCGCUUUCUACAUGGAGGCCAUUAAAGAUCGGCUGUACACACAUGGCGAAAACAGCACGAGCCGACGCGCGGCGCAGACGACCUUGUUCCACAUCUACACUCAUCUCCAGGAAGUCCUGGGUCCGAUUACUCCGAUGCUUGUGGAAGAGACAUGGGAGCAUACACCGGAAGCGAUCCGUUCGCACUGUGAGCACCCGCUGCAGCGCCUGGUGUCUGUCCCGGCGGCGGAAUGGCAAGACCCCGCGCUGGAGACGAGCUACCAGGAGAUUGUGGCAGUGCACUCGGUCAUCAAAAGCCUACAGGAACAAGCCCGCAGUAAGAAACAGCUAGGCUCGUCCCUACAAUCUUUUGUGCACCUAGCCCUCCCGGCCAGCAAAUCUAUCUUCCACCAGUUUUUGGCCGAGCUUCCCGAUCUGUUUGUUGUUUCGUCGGUUACUCUGGGCCAGCAUGGCGAGGAGGCCGUCCCCCACGAAAUCGAACAUGCCGAGUGGCAGUACACGGAGACUUUGGAGCUCCCCGACGGCCAGCAAGGCACGGUGCACGUCUACGCGCCGCAGGCAUCCAAAUGCCCACGGUGUUGGCGGUACGCCGUUCCGACAGAGGCAGAAGAGGAGACGAUCUGCGAUCGCUGUGAGACGGUGGUACGCGAGAUGGAAAUGUAA
Penicillium lagena is the source of this 2979-nucleotide messenger RNA. RefSeq names its product isoleucine--tRNA ligase ISM1. Gene Ontology annotation, molecular function: isoleucine-tRNA ligase activity; ATP binding; tRNA binding. The transcript has a single exon. Lineage: Eukaryota; Fungi; Ascomycota; Eurotiomycetes; Eurotiales; Aspergillaceae. Gene Ontology annotation, biological process: isoleucyl-tRNA aminoacylation. Gene Ontology annotation, cellular component: cytosol. The record is from RefSeq and is a predicted model, not a curated record. Bases 1 to 2979 code for a protein of 992 amino acids.